Molecule: messenger RNA, 2415 nt
Organism: Neofelis nebulosa (Clouded leopard)
Lineage: Eukaryota; Metazoa; Chordata; Mammalia; Carnivora; Felidae
Gene: WDR25
Product: WD repeat domain 25
Exons: 6
Coding region: 344-1768 (474 amino acids)
Molecular function (GO): protein binding
Source: RefSeq, a predicted model, not a curated record
CGGGGGCGGGAGGGGGCUGGAACCCCGCGGCGGCGGCGGCGGUCGGAGAGCACCACACCCCUCAGCGCGGGCCUUUCCCCGUCCCUCGCCCGUCCUUCAUCGCUGCUGCCUUCCGGAUGCGCGGUGCUCUGGACCAGCCUCACCUCCAGCUCUUGACAGCUCGGCUAACUUCUAUUCAUCCUUCAAAACCCAUCUCUGGUCGUAUCUUCUUUGUUGCCUUCGUCGGUCUGUAGCCUCCGGCGCAGGAUCCGUGUUCUGUGUUUAAUCGCUGUACACACCAGACCCAACAUAAGGCUUGGCACAGAGUAGUUUGUCCUCCAACGAUAGCAAGAAACUGUCUUCAAUGGCCUCAUUGGUAGCUUAUGAUGACUCAGAGUCAGAGGCUGAGACUGAGCCUGCGGAAAGUUUUAAUGCUGCUGGCCAGGUGAAGGACACCUCUGAUGUGGUCAAACCUCGUGGGCAGGAUUUUGCAUCAGAAACCCCAGGUGUGACAGAAGGGGCAGCACUGCCCACAAAGCACGGUUCUCAUGAAGACCCAGCUGGCCAUCGUCUCCCCCUGGUUCGGCUCUGGAGAAGUGACCCAGGAUCUUGCCCCAGCCAGAGGCUACGGUGGCCCAGAACAGAGCCUGAAGCCACCUUCCCCACAGGCAAGCCUCCUCGACCUUCCCUGUGGACCAGCCACGUUCCAGCUGGCCAUGUGCCCCUGGCAGCUGCCCGCUUUAAGCAGGUGAAACUCUCCUGGGGAACUUACGACUCCCCCGAGCCGUCGUCCUGUGCCCAAACCAAAUCUGAAACCCCAGGUAAAAAUGGCAACUCUCUUCAGAGGAAAAGGUGUGAGGACUGUGUCGUGCCCUACACCCCCAAAAGAUUAAGACAGUCGCAGGCAUUAAGCACAGAAACAGGCGAGAGUAAAGAUACGGAGGCACAGGGUCCCUCUGUGGGGCGUGCCCCGGCCCCUCUCUGUGUGGCCCCCAGAGUGUCCGAGUUUAUUGAGCCAUACUUGGACAGUCCGUAUCGAGAAACCACGAUUCCCAGGAAAGUGCUUUUCCACCUGAGAAGCCACAGGGGCCCCGUCAACAGCAUUCAGUGGUGUCCAGUCUUCGCCAAGAGUCACAUGCUUCUCUCAGCUUCCAUGGACAAAACCUUCAAGGUGUGGAAUGCUGUGGACUCAGGCCGCUGCCUGCAGACCUACUGCCUGCACAGUGAGGCGGUGCGGGCCGCCCGGUGGUCUCCCUGUGGCCAGCGCAUCCUCAGCGGGGGCUUCGACUUCGCCCUACACCUCACGGACCUUGAAACAGGAACCCAGCUCUUCAGCGGUCAGAGUGACUUUAGAAUCACUACUUUGAAAUUUCACCCGAAAGACCACAGCCUUUUUGUGUGUGGAGGCUUCAACCCCGAAGUCAAAGCUUGGGAUAUAAGGACCGGCAAGGUGGUGAGAAGCUACAAGGCAACCAUCCAGCAGACCUUGGACAUCCUCUUCCUCCAGGAAGGCUCUGAGUUUCUGAGCAGCACGGACGCUUCGAGCCGGGACUCUGCUGACCGCACCAUUAUUGCCUGGGAUUUCCGGAGCUCUGCCAAAAUCUCCAACCAGAUUUUCCAUAUGUCUGUGAUCAUUCUCCCUGGGCUGAAAUCGAGGUUUUGUCAGGGCGCACUGCUUCUGGAGGCUCAGAGGGAGUCUGCCCCCUCUUCCUCACGCUGGCCUCUUCAGACCCCUGCCACUGUAUCUGUGAGUGUGAUCGGCCGCCUCCCUUUACAAGGACACAUGUGAGUGCGCUUAGGGCGGUAAUAGAGGACGGCGUCCCCACCUCAAGAUGCUUGACUAAAUUAUAUCCGCAAAGGCACCCCCUCCGCCCUUUUGCCAUAUAAGGUGACAUUCACCGGUCCCGGGAAUCCGCAACAUGGAUGGGAGCGUGGGGGUCAUUUUUCCGUCCACCACUAGGGCCGUGAACCAAGGGGUGCCAGUAAGGGCAGGAAAACAGAUUACCGCCCAGAGCCUCCAGAAGGAACACGGCUCUGCUGACACCUUGAUGUUAGCCCAGGGAGACCCAUGGCAGACGCCUGACCUCCCGGACUCUAAGAGAAUAAAUGUGUGUAGUUUUAAGCCACCGAGUUUGUGGCAUCUUGUUAAGCAGCCGCAGGAAAGCCGUGCAGACCUCUAAGGCCAGGCCUGGGGGUGGGGCCCAAGGCUCCAGGAGCAGGGCGCUGGGUGACGUGUCUGGCGGAGGCAGAAGGCCCAGCUGGGGCCUUUUUCCUGCCUCCCUGUGGCCUCACGUCUUUCAGGAGAGAUACACCUGCCCCAGCCUCGCCUCGCAUCCGCGGGAGCCCGUGUUCCUGGCACAGACCAACGGCAACUACCUGGCCCUCUUUUCCGCCGUGUGGCCCUACCGGAUGAGCAGAAGGCGGCGCUACGAAGGG